Messenger RNA from Trichoplusia ni (cabbage looper), 5310 nucleotides. It is a transcript of the gene ATP7, whose product is annotated as copper-transporting ATPase 1. Gene Ontology annotation, biological process: monoatomic cation transport; copper ion homeostasis. The transcript is spliced from 30 exons. Gene Ontology annotation, molecular function: copper ion binding; P-type divalent copper transporter activity; ATP hydrolysis activity. NCBI's taxonomy places the organism in Eukaryota, Metazoa, Arthropoda, Insecta, Lepidoptera, Noctuidae. The record is from RefSeq and is a predicted model, not a curated record. Bases 350 to 4078 code for a protein of 1242 amino acids. Gene Ontology annotation, cellular component: membrane.
GUGACACAAGUGAAAUGAAAAGUGGAUUCCCUUGUGAUUCCUUCUUUAUUAUUUUUUACUAAAAAUAUUAAUAAACAAUCUACAACGAUACUUGCAAUUAAAUUUCUUAGUCAAUUAUAAUCUUUUCUGAUACUUUUGAUAUAAAUUUACCAUCAAUUCGUCUCUGAAAACUGAAAAUAUCUAUUAAAUGUGACGGGUGAUAAAAGAAGUUUGUUAACUAUCGGUUUUCUGCAAUACUGUGUGUUUAGGCGGCCUAAAUAAAGGUCAACAGCUUGUAAAGGAUUCUGUAGCAUUCAUUGUGUGUGAUAUCAUGUGCUGGACUUACUGUGUACAGUUAUAAAAUUAAAUCAUGAGUUAUAAGGACAGCAACAUGGCUUUGGCAAAUGAAACUACCGAGAUGCUGGAAAAACAGCCACAAGAGUCGAGCACUGACUUGGUGGCUGUUCGAGUGCCGAUCAAUGGCAUGACAUGCCAGUCCUGCGUGCGGAGUAUAGAAAGUGGCGUUCGGGAGCUACCUGGCAUCGAAUACGUUAAGGUGGAGCUGUCGGAGAACGCCGGUUACUUCAGAUAUGAUCCGCGCACGAUCACAGUCGAGGCCAUCCGGUCACACGUAGAAGACAUGGGCUUUGAGGUGCCGACCGACACCGCGGAGCACGAAACUAGAAACCUGUUACCGAAGGAGAUCCCGACGGACCUGCUGAUCGACAUGUCGGGCGUCUCCGAGGACGACGAGGUCGCGCUCUCCGUCGUCGGCAUGACCUGCCAGUCCUGCGUCAACACCAUCGAAGGGGCUCUACGAAGUCAGCCAGGCGUGUCAUCAGCUCGCGUGUCGCUGAGUGCUGGAGUAGCGCGGGUUCGAGUCUCAGGCGGCGCGGCGCGGGCACAGCAGCUGGCUUCAGUUGUGGACGAGCUCGGGUUCUGUGCCAGUGUGUUGCAAAACGGGGAUCACGCGGAUUCAGCUACACAAAGCAAAAGUGAGGAGGGAUCUGGUGAUGGUAUCAAACCACCAUCUCCUGUCAAGAGUCGGACACAAGUUAAUGGCACGGGCGCGCCGGGCGAGGCGGGCGUGUCGCGCUGCACGCUGGAGGUGCGCGGCAUGACGUGCGCCAGCUGCGUGGCCGCCAUCGAGAAGCACUGCGCCAAGCUCUACGGUGUCCACUCCAUCCUGGUGGCUCUACUGGCUGCCAAGGCCGAAGUCCGGUAUGAGCCUCGCAAGAUAUCAGCCUCCGACGUGGCUGACUCCAUCACGGAGCUGGGCUUCCCCAGCAGCGUGCUCAGCGACUGCGAUGCGAGCGGACAGAGAGAUCUGCAGGUCCUGAUCAAAGGCAUGACGUGCGCGUCGUGCGUCAACAAGAUUGAGAAGAGCGUACUUAAGUUGACCGGAGUCGUCUCAUGUACGGUCGCCUUGACUACUAGCAAAGGUAAAAUCAAGUACAAUGCGGAACAGAUCGGUCCCCGGACGAUAUGCGAGGCGAUCAGCAAUCUCGGGUUCGAGGCCAGCGUCGAGACCCCCAACAACAGAGGGACUACUAACUAUUUAGAACAUAAGGAAGAGAUCCGCAAGUGGCGGACCGCGUUCCUGGUGUCGCUGGUGUUCGGUCUGCCGUGCAUGCUGGGCAUGGCGUACUUCAUGUGGGCCAUGCGCGGCCACAGCGCGCGGGACAUGUGCUGCGUGCUGCCCGGCCUCAGCCUCGACAACCUCAUCAUGUUCCUGCUGUCCACGCCUGUUCAGUUCAUAGGCGGCUGGCAUUUCUACAAGCAGGCUUACAAAGCCCUGAGACACGGCACUUCCAACAUGGACGUACUCAUAUCUAUGACGACUACUAUAAGCUACGUAUACUCAGUGGCCGUGGUGAUAGCAGCCAUGUCGAUGCAGCAAGAUACGAGUCCCGUCACGUUCUUCGACACGCCGCCGAUGUUGCUCGUGUUCGUCUCGCUCGGCAGGUGGCUCGAGCACAUCGCUAAGGGUAAAACAUCAGAGGCUCUCUCCAAGCUGUUAUCCUUGAAGCCGACGGAGGCUGUUCUGGUGACCCUCGAUGAUGAAGGGAAUCCGGUCAGCGAGAAGAGUAUCCCAGUGGACUUGGUUGAGAGGGGGGAUGUGUUGAGGGUUGUCCCCGGAGCCAAGAUCCCGGUCGACGGGAAGGUGCUCAUCGGUCAGAGCACCUGCGACGAGUCUCUCAUCACCGGGGAGUCCAUGCCAGUGCCGAAGACCAAAGAUUCAGUAGUAAUAGGGGGCAGUAUAAACCAGCAUGGGGCCCUGGUGGUAUCAGCCACCCACACUGGCGAGGCCAGUACCCUGGCCCAGAUCGUCCGGCUGGUGGAGGACGCUCAGGCCAGCAAGGCGCCCGUGCAGAGGCUCGCCGACACCAUCGCUGGGUACUUCGUUCCACUAGUGGUGUUCCUGUCGCUCCUGACGCUGAUCUGCUGGAUCAUCAGUGGCGCCCUCAACAUCGAGCGGAUCAAGUUGAUAACACCGAGCAUGUACCUCUCAGCUGGCUACCUAGAAUGGGAGCUGAUCAUCCAGACCGCCUUCCACUUCGCGCUCUCAGUCCUAGCUAUAGCCUGUCCCUGUGCCCUGGGCCUGGCGACCCCCACAGCCGUGAUGGUGGCUACCGGAGUGGGGGCCAGGUUGGGGCUGCUCAUCAAAGGCGCUGAACCACUGGAGAAUGCUCAUAAGGUGAAGACUGUGAUCUUCGACAAGACCGGGACGAUCACUCGCGGCAGUGCUACAGUGGCUAAGCUGUCGCUACUGACCGGAUCAGCGACCUCGCUGGGUUCCGUACUGGCCUGUCUGCUGACCGCUGAACUGAAUUCUGAACAUCCUGUGGCUUCUGCCAUCGUCCGCUGGUGUAGCGCAGCCCUAGGCGGGGCGAGCGGGCUGUCGUGCGUCAGCUUCGUGGCGGCGCCGGGUUGCGGCCUGCGCGCGCGUCUGAGGGGGCCCGGCCCGCCGCCCGCCGCCACGCAACACUACUGCCACGCCGCCAGAGCGGGCACCACGUUCCUGGUGGAAGGUGUCCCGGUGGAGGUGGUCUCCGCGGGAGGGGACGCCGCUCUCAGCUCGGCGCAGGCCGCCGCCAGGCUCCACUCCAUCAUCAGGACUGACGUGCCCGGCGGAGAGGAAGUGGAACAGGUCGUCCUGAUAGGCAAUCGUGAGUGGAUGUCACGUAACGGCGUGCCAGUUCCGCGGCGCGUGCAGGAGGCCCUGCAGCAGGACGAGGAGCUCGGCAGGACCGCCGUGCUGGCCGCUAUCAAUGAUCAGCUAGUCUGCACCAUAGGAGUGGCAGACGAGGUGAAGCCGGAAGCCCACCUCGCGGUCUACUGCCUCAAGAAGAUGGGCCUGCAAGUGUGUCUGCUGACGGGAGACAACAGGAAGACGGCCGUGGCUAUUGCUAGACAGGUCGGCAUCAACAAAGUAUACGCCGAAGUGUUACCCUCACACAAAGUGGCAAAAAUCCAGAAGUUGCAAGAACAAGGGCAGAAGGUGGCCAUGGUAGGGGACGGUGUCAACGACUCACCGGCGUUGGCGCAGGCGGACGUCGGCAUCGCCAUCGCCAGCGGGACCGAUGUAGCUGUGGAAGCUGCUGAUCUCGUGCUAAUGAGGAACGACCUCCUGGACGUCGUGGCCUGUCUCGAGCUGUCCCGGACGACGGUGCGGCGCGUCCGGCUCAACUUCCUGUUCGCGUCCGUGUACAACCUGCUCGGGAUACCGCUCGCCAGCGGGGCCUUCGCUAUGUUUGGGCUGCAGUUACAGCCGUGGAUGGCGUCGGCUGCGAUGGCGAUGUCUUCCGUCUCAGUCGUCUGCUCAAGUUUGUUGCUCAAAACCUUCAAGAAGCCAUCGAUCGAGCAGCUGCGUUCAGCUGAGUACCUGCAGUCGGUGCACCUGCAGGACCUGGACUCGGUGUCGGUGCAUCGCGGCCUGGACGAGCGUCUGGAGCCGGGCGAGCGGGCCGCCUCGCCGCUUGCCAAAUUAUUCCACCGCAGUAAGCCAGCAGAUGGUUGUCUUCUACAAGAGGAAGACGACCUGAUGACAGUCUCCUUCAUCCCGAAGAGGCGCCAGGAACCGAGCAUCAACGGUUGACGGUAACCAUGGCAACCGGCAACACACGGUAAACAAACACAUGACCAUAUGACGUUGGUAGUUGAUCGGGUGUAGACAUUGUAAACAUUGUUUACAGAUGAUCAAAUUUUUGAAGAUUUUGUAAAUAUUUGUUUUAUGUUAGUGUAAAUUUUAAUUAAAUUUGUAAAUAUUAUUAAUGUUUUAAGGUCUCAUAAUCUACUUUUAAUAUGAAGUACUCGAUUUGACGUAAAGUUCAUCAAAUAAUAUUCCACAAUUUUCACACAACGCCAUCUAGUCUCAAACUAAGCAAAGCUUGUGUUAUGAGUACUAGAAUCUUACCAUUUUUUUCUACAAAGAGUGUACAUCGACUUUCCUAACUAUAAUUUCAAUACUAGACACAGCUAAUAAAACAGAUAUUUACAAAUCGAGAUCUAAGUGUAUAUCAACUGUCAUUUGCUUAUGGAACCUGUCUAAGACAGUUUUUUAGUUCGAGCGCUCAUUUAAGUCUAGACAGUCUUAAGACAGAGUUGUCGCGAAUUAGACAGUUUAUAAAUUGAUUUGUUUCAAGUAUGUCUUGAUAUAUUUUUUAAAGCUAUUGAGUAAUUAACUGAAAAAUAAUGAUUAGUCCAUAAUAAAUACUGGUAAAUAAUUCAACUUUACAAAGAUAAAUAUUAGAGAUGAUGUAUUGAAAUGGGGGCUAGUAAUGUCAUGUGUUGCUUAAAAGAGCACUGAUAAGUGAUGUCACACGAGAUUUCAUGCUUAACUUAUUUUUUUCUUAACGCAAUAAAAAAAAUACGUAACCGAUAUUCUUUAAAAAUCUAUCUUACACACUAAUUAAAUUUUUCAGUCAAAUACCUAAUUGUCUCAUAUCCACCAGUAGGCAGUCAUAAGCUGAAUGGAUAGAUCGAAAUUGUCUUAAAACUGUCUCGUCUUAAACAAGCGUUGUUAGUGGUAUUCCGAUGGAGUUGCGAGUGAAGUGUUUCAGUGGGAUAAGACUGAUGUGAUCGUGUAAAUAUACGAAUAGUUUGACGUAAAAACAGCUGGUUAUGUGAUAUGAUUAGUAUUUUUUUUAAGUGAGGGCAAACAUGAAAGAGUUUUUGUUUUGAGAUUUCUUCAAGUUCAAAUGGUUGAGAUAAUGUUGAAAUUAAAUAUAAAGGCAGGAGAAAUUGUUGAUUGACAUGUAGGCUAAAUGUCUUGAAAUCCGUCUAGCUAUGUCUAGAGAUAGUUUUAUUUUUUGGGAAUGUUUUUUUUUU